AUGGAAGGAUCAACUGUCAGCUAUUAUGAUGAUUUUAUUAGCACAGAGGCUCCUGAUGACUACUGCCCAGGGGUGCAAUUGCCUUACAAAGGUAUUUUCCUGCCUGUGCUAUAUGCCACUGUGUUCUUGGUGGGCAUUGUGGGCAAUGGCCUUCUGAUGUGUGCCCUGAUUAUCAAGCGACGUGCCCAGAGGUUGAUUGACAUCUUCAUUGUCAAUUUGGCAGCCUCUGAUUUCGUUUUCCUUAUUACAUUGCCCUUUUGGGUAGACAAGGAGAUGUCCUCCGGGAUUUGGAGAUCAGGCUCAUUCAUCUGCAAAGGUAGUUCCUACAUCAUCUCUGUCAACAUGUAUUGCAGUAUUUUCCUUCUCACCUGCAUGAGUGCUGAUCGGUAUCUGGCCAUCAUACAUCCAUCAGUGGCCAGGAGGAUCAGAACAAAGCUCUAUUCUAUCAUCCUUUGCAUCUGUGUCUGGAUUCUGUCGUGCCUGCUAGGGUUGCCUACCCUUCUUUCCAGAGAACUGGAGGAAAACGAUGGCAACACAUACUGCAAAGACAAGAAAGUCACAUCCACUAAUCGGAUUGGGUCACUGUUUCUGCUAAUUUCGGCUUUCUUUUUCCCACUGUUGAGCAUCUUGCUGUUUUACUGCUCCAUCACCAGGAAACUCUGCAUGCAUUAUAAAAAAGCUGGAAAACAUAACAAAAAGCUGAAGAAAUCCAUCAAAAUUGUCUUCAUUGUGGUAAUUGCCUUUGUUUUCUCAUGGGCCCCUUUCAACAUUUUUAAAUUUCUGUCUGUGGUGUCUGGCAUUCAGGAACUCAAGCCGCCUUUCUGCCUUACCUACGAAGUUGCCUACUUGGGUAUGGAACUGAGUGGCCCCUUUGCAUUUGCCAACAGCUGCACCAACCCUUUCAUUUACUUCUUUUUUGAUGGCUACAUCCGUACGGCCAUGUUGCAAUGCAUGCUUCCAUGCCUGAAGGCCCACAGCCCUGGCACUAGUUCUGACACCAUGGACACGUGCCUCAGCUACUCUUUGACUGUUCAUGGAGAAGAUGUUUCUAGGAGGAGAAGACGGUCACUUUCGCUCUGAGGAGACCAUUAAUUCUGAAGGAUCUACAUCAAGACAGAAGGGAGUAAAAAAUGAUGGG
Eublepharis macularius is the source of this 1138-nucleotide messenger RNA. RefSeq names its product G protein-coupled receptor 15 (gene GPR15). NCBI's taxonomy places the organism in Eukaryota, Metazoa, Chordata, Lepidosauria, Squamata, Eublepharidae. Gene Ontology annotation, cellular component: membrane. The transcript has a single exon. The record is from RefSeq and is a predicted model, not a curated record. Gene Ontology annotation, molecular function: G protein-coupled receptor activity. The coding region runs from base 1 to 1080 and encodes 359 amino acids. Gene Ontology annotation, biological process: G protein-coupled receptor signaling pathway; immune response.